UCAAUCUCUUUCUCCAUGGAGAUUUUUCUCGAGUUAUUGUCUACCUUUUUUUGUUCUUUUAUUAUUUCCUUCGUUCUCUCUAAGCUUCUUUCUUUUUCGUCUAUCAUUGAUCAGCAUCUCGAAAUUUUGUCGAGAUCACAUAUGGAAAUCACAACUGAAUCAGAAAAACACGUGUUUGAAUGCGAAAAGGGAAUUGGAUUUGUUUCAGAAGCUGUCAAAAUUGAUGCUUUUGGUGAAUCUGUGGAAGAAAUUGAUCAUGAAGAGUUUUUGGAUGGAAGUGAUGGAUCAAGAGAAGUAAAAGAAGGAACUGUUGAAGGAGAAGAGAAUUUUGUUAGUGAAACCACUGAGAUUGAAUUAGCUAAAGAGGAUGAAGAAGAGAUUGAGGUUUUGGAGUGUGAAAAAGAGGAUGGAAAAGAUUGCUUGAUGGAGGGGUUAUCUGAUGAUGAUUGGGAGGGAAUCGAAAGAAAUGAAUUGGAGAAAGAUUUUGGUAAAGCAGUCAAUUUUUUGGAGUAUAAAAGUAGUGCUAAUAAAGAUAUCAAACUUGGAAAUGAUUUAGAGAUGCAAUUGUAUGGACUUCACAAGAUUGCCACUGAAGGGCCUUGCUAUGAGCCUCAGCCGACGGCAUUGAAGUUUUCUUCCCGUGAAAAGUGGAAUGCCUGGAAAAGACUCGGGAGCAUGAGUCCAGAAGCAGCCAUGGAGCUGUAUAUCACCCUUGUUUCAAGUAGCAUGCCCGGGUCCGUUCAAGAUGAUAUUUGUGGGGAUGGUAAACCGGAUUCUGCAGAUGCAAAAAUCACUGAGAAGUUGCUGCCUUUCAAUGUCGAAACAAUGUCAGUAAACCAAGCUACAGAUGUGGAUUGCAGGACUUCUAACGAGUUAACAGCACACUUCAAAGCUCUGAUGGGAUGAAGUCUGCUGUAUACACUUGAUGAAUAAGGUCCUUUUAACACUGACUAAUGUGCACGAAUCGUAGACGAGCAAUAGGAUUCUUCUUUUCCGUUGCCGGUUUGAUCUUCAUCAACCAGCUCUGAUAAUCUCAGUCACAUCUACAAGCAACCAUGGAUAAUGGAGGAGUUUGGAUCAAGAUAAUUAGGAGUUUCUGCUUAGUGAUUCAUAUACAUAUAUGCACACACACAGAGAAAUGUAUGUUACAGUGUUGAUAAAGAAUAAAAGAUCUCAAUUUAUCAGUAAAAUAAGAUAAACCCUUAUUGUUGAUUCACAUUUAGGGUAGAUAUUUGUAAUAAUCAGUUUUCUCCGAAUAGAAAGAUAAGAACAAUAAAGCCAUUGCAUUC
Hibiscus syriacus is the source of this 1289-nucleotide messenger RNA. Its product is annotated as acyl-CoA-binding domain-containing protein 3-like. NCBI's taxonomy places the organism in Eukaryota, Viridiplantae, Streptophyta, Magnoliopsida, Malvales, Malvaceae. Gene Ontology annotation, biological process: fatty acid metabolic process. The record is from RefSeq and is a predicted model, not a curated record. The transcript is spliced from 5 exons. Gene Ontology annotation, molecular function: fatty-acyl-CoA binding. Bases 16 to 906 code for a protein of 296 amino acids.